This is a messenger RNA of Seminavis robusta, 1203 nucleotides long. The record is from the annotation of a GenBank genome assembly. Lineage: Eukaryota; Bacillariophyta; Bacillariophyceae; Naviculales; Naviculaceae.
AUGGUGGCCAUGGCAUUGUUGGUUGCUCCUGCGUGUGCAUGGUGCGGCCACCACCAGACGGCAAGACACUUUUCUUCGAUCCCAAGAGCCUCCUCGCAUCAUCUUCCCAUCACCUACUGCAGCAACAAGUCGAGAGAUAACUUCUCUGUGCGCGCUGUUCAAGCUACCACCGCCGCCGACAUUGACGACCGGCCAAAUGGUUUGGUGGAAGAGGAAGCGAGUUUGGUUGAGUCGGCGUCUUCGGCUCUGGUAUUGGCAGACAGCGAGAUGGAUGUGCAAGAUUUGACGAAAUCGAUUCUCAACGGUAUAUUCCUGGCGGUAUGUUUCGGCUGGGCCGCCUAUACCAUUCUCACGAUUGAUGCGGGCAUGACGCGUGGUUGGACACAGAGUGAGAUUGCCAUGAGGAUACCCUUGGAUAACUGGUCCAACUACGAAAGCUCAUUGAUGGAAAAGCCCAUAUUCACAAAGACACUGAUUAAUGUUGUCAUCUAUCUUCUGGGAGACUGGCUCAGUCAAACUGUCUUUCAGAAGAAAGACGUACUGGACUUUAGCGUCUCCAGGACCCUCAAGAAUGGUUUCAUCGGACUGUGCUUUGGGCCCUUGGUACACGAGUACUAUCAAUUCUCAGAUCACAUCUUGCCUGUGGAGGGAGGUCUGGCCAAUCGCAUACAAAAGAUAUUCAUGGAUCAAACCAUCUACCUUACCGUCAAGUGUAGCAUUUACAUUUCGGCUGUGGGGCUCCUCUCCGGAGAUAGCUGGGAAACAUCCACACAAACAGUCAAAGACAAAAUUGGUGGCGUUGUCAUUACUGCCUGGAAGUUCUGGCCCCUGGUACACUGUAUCACCUACGGGGUUAUCCCGGCCAGGCACAGAAUCCUCUGGGUGAACUCGGUGGACUUGAUUUGGAAUGCCAUUCUGGCGACACAAGCACAAAAGGCACAACCUGAAACAGAAGAGGAAAGUGAGGCAGCGGCAACCAUCACCGCAACAGUACCAGCCGACAAACUGUUCUGCGCGGAGAAGAUGGACACACAUGAUGUAGAGAAUCCCCAACCGAACGAGGAAAGCGUGGAGUUGCUGCACAAACCGGAACUGACUAGUACCGCAAUCAAAGUCACCACAGAAGUCGCGGAGUCUGCUGGUGAGGGAUCACAACUUUCAGACUCGAUUGAUGCUAAGGAGGAGACGAACGCCAAGGCUUGA